Molecule: messenger RNA, 303 nt
Organism: Ascochyta rabiei
Lineage: Eukaryota; Fungi; Ascomycota; Dothideomycetes; Pleosporales; Didymellaceae
Exons: 5
Coding region: 1-303 (100 amino acids)
Biological process (GO): mitochondrial electron transport, NADH to ubiquinone
Source: RefSeq, a predicted model, not a curated record
AUGAGCUCCAAGAAGCAAGUCCUGAGCCUUUACCGGCAGUCGCUGAAGCUCGCCCUCGACUGGAGCGUCCACCGAUACCUUUGGCGCGGCCAGGCCGUCUAUCUCCGCGGUCUCUUCGAGGCGAACAGGAACGUCACAGAGCCGCGACAGCAGAGGGCGCUGAUCACCGAGACGGAGAACCUGCUCGAGAAGUGGAAGCACCCGGACCCGUACCGCCCACCCACGGCCCCAGGAGGCUCAAAGUACGAGCGCAACCUGCCCGUCCAUAUACUGGAUCCUCCUCCGAAAUGGAUGAAUCCGUAA